Molecule: messenger RNA, 3793 nt
Organism: Chaetomium strumarium
Lineage: Eukaryota; Fungi; Ascomycota; Sordariomycetes; Sordariales; Chaetomiaceae
Product: armadillo-type protein
Exons: 5
Coding region: 384-3674 (1096 amino acids)
Biological process (GO): protein import into nucleus
Cellular component (GO): cytoplasm; nucleus
Molecular function (GO): nuclear import signal receptor activity; small GTPase binding
Source: RefSeq, a predicted model, not a curated record
GCCCUUUUUUCGCUCCCCCUCCAAACCUUCCUGUCUGCAGCCCAUUCCCUGUCCUCAACACGCUGGCACCACGAUUAUUUUUCCUUUGCGACUGUCGGCGACCGACGCGUUAUCUGGCGUAAAACUCUCCGCGCGGCAGACUUCAGCACUUGCGAACGUGUUCUAUUGGAUCAGCGCUCGGACCGCUCAUUUUGGCGCUGCCCGAAGUUGACUCCCCCGCCUGGCUUGGUCUCGGAUAGCAAGGGCGCUGAGAGACAGUUUCCGAAGGCCGCGACAGCUUGAGAGCCCGCUUCGAUCGACGCUUACUACUCGCCGGGGUGCCGUGACUCUCAAUUCUCUUAUACGUAUCCCGGAUUCCCGUUCGAGCAUAACGCCUGGUCAAGAUGUCGGUCCUGCCGGCUGAGGUCAACGCCCAGCUGGCUCAGCUGCUCCAUCAGCUCCAGUCCCCCGAUAACAAUAUCCGAUCCCAAGCUGAAGAUGUCCUCCAAAACCAGUGGACCAGUCAGCGGCCUGAGUGGCUCUUGAUGGGCCUGGCCGAACAAAUCGCGAACUCGACAGACGCAUCCUUGCGCUCCUUUGCGGCUGUGAUUUUUCGCCGGAUAGCGUCCAAGACCCGAAAGGUCGGCAGCUCGGAGAAUGUCGACAUGUUUGUGUCUCUCGACAAGGAACACGGCAUCCUCAUCCGCAGAAAGCUGUUGGAAACGCUGGUUACUGAAAGCGACAAAACCGUAAGGAACAAGAUCAGCGAUGCUGUCGCUGAGCUCGCCAGACAAUAUUACGACAACAGUGACUCGUGGCCAGAGCUGCUUCAAAUUUUGUUCACCCUCAGCCAGGCGCCGGAUGCUGGCAAGCGAGAGACCGCUUUCCGUGUGUUCACAACGACACCAGGUAUCAUCGAGAAACAACAUGAGGAUGCCGUGGCCCAGGCAUUCGCGCAGGCCUUCAAGGAUGAUUCAGUCGCGGUUCGUCUCGCUGCCAUGGAAGCCUUUGCGGCUUUCUUCCGCAGUCUGAGCAAGAAGAAUCAGAGCAAGUACCACGUCCUCCUCCCAGAGGUGCUCAACAUCCUCCCCCCCAUCAAGGACUCUCAAGACUCGGAUGACCUCAGCAAGGCUCUUGUUGCGCUUAUCGAUCUCGCCGAGGGAGCGCCGCGGAUGUUCAAGCAAGUUUUCAAUGUCCUCGUCCAGUUCUGCAUAUCGGUGAUCCAAGACAAGGAGCUCAGCGACCUCUGCCGGCAGAACGCGUUGGAGCUCAUGGCCACAUUCGCCGACUAUGCGCCAUCGAUGUGCAAAAAGGAUCCUAAUUACACCCCAGACAUGAUUACUCAAUGCCUCAGCCUGAUGACGGACUUGGGCGAAGACGACGAUGAUGCAGCCGAGUGGCUCGCAGCCGACGACCUUGAUGACCCGGAGAGUGACCAAAACCAUGUUGCCGGUGAGCACUGCAUGGAUCGCCUGGCCAACAAACUAGGCGGUAUGGUCAUCUUGCAACCAACCUUCAACUGGCUGCCGCGUAUGCUGUCCUCUCCUGCUUGGAGGGAUCGGCACGCCGCUCUCAUGGCGAUAUCCGCCAUUUCCGAGGGCUGCCGAGACCAGAUGAUCGGUGAACUGAAGCAGGUCCUCGAAUUGGUUGUUCCUGCUCUUAAGGACCCCCACCCCCGUGUCCGGUGGGCCGGUUGCAAUGCGCUGGGCCAGAUGAGCACAGAUUUCGCGCCGACAAUGCAAAGGGAGUAUUACGACACCGUCCUCUCAGCCAUCAUUCCGGCUCUCGAUUCACCGGAAGCCAGGGUCAAGUCUCACGCGGCCGCCGCUCUGGUCAACUUCUGCGAGGAGGCCGAAAAGAGCGUCCUUGAACCCUAUCUUGACGGGCUGCUGAGUGCGCUCUACCAGCUUCUCCAGAACGAGAAGCGAUAUGUCCAAGAGCAAGCCCUAUCUACGAUUGCUACGAUUGCCGAUGCGGCGGAGCAAGCGUUUUCGAAGUACUACGAUACUUUGAUGCCCCUUCUUGUGAGCGUUCUCGGGCGCGAGAACGACAAGGAAUACCGGCUACUCCGAGCAAAGGCAAUGGAAUGUGCGACGCUGAUUGCGCUGGCUGUCGGGGCUCAGCGUCUUGGCGGAGAUGCCGCGAUGCUCGUCCAGCUGCUGGCGAGUAUCCAAGAUAGCGUCCAGGAUCCGGAUGACCCACAAGCUAACUACUUGAUGCAUUGCUGGGGCCGAAUGUGCCGCGUCAUGGGCAAGGCUUUCCUUCCUUACCUACCAAAAGUCAUGCCGCCUCUGCUUGAGCUCGCGAGCGCGAAAGCCGACAUUCAACUCCUCGAUGACGACGAGCAGAUCGAAAGGUUCCAGCAAGAGGACGGCUGGGAGCUGGUACCACUCCGUGGCAAGACGAUCGGCAUCAAGACCAGCUCGAUGGACGACAAGCACAUGGCGAUCGAGCUUCUCGUCGUCUACGCACAGGUGCUUGAAGAGGAUUUCGCUCCGCACGCGGACGAGAUCAUGGACAAGAUUGCUCUGCCCGGCCUAGCGUUCUUUUUCCAUGAUCCCGUCCGGUUCGUGUCCGCCAAGCUUGUCCCGCAGCUUCUUAGCUGUGUCAAGAAGGCAUAUGGACCUCAGUCUGAGCAACUAGCAAGUCUGUGGAACAAGACUGUCGACAAACUGCUGGAGGUGCUCACUGCAGAACCCGCUGUGGACACUCUCGCGGAGAUGUACCAAUGCUUCUACGAGUCGGUCGAGGUCAUCGCUAGGCCCUGCCUUACCGACGCGCACCUAGCCCGAUUCAUCGAGGGGGUCAACUCGACGCUAGAGGACUACAAAGACCGUGUUACACAGCGGGAGGAUGAACGGCGGGGCGUGGCUGCGGAAGACGCCGAAGACGAACAAGAAGAGCUGCUCAUGGCUAUUGAGGACGACCAGACGUUACUCUCCGACAUGAACAAGGCAUUCCACUGCGUCUUCAAGUACCACGGAGUCAACUUCCUUCGCCAUUGGGAACACCUGCUCCCGACUUACCAAGGGUUCCUCAAGUCUGACGAUCCCACGCAACGGCAGUGGGGAUUGUGCAUCAUGGAUGAUGUCCUGGAGUACUGUGGCCCUCAGAGCAGUCAGUAUGCCAACUAUAUUACGCAGCCAUUGCUGCAGGGCUGCCAAGAUGCGUCGCCCGCCAUUCGUCAAGCGGCCUCCUACGGCAUCGGCGUAGCGGCUCGCCACGGCGGUGAAGCUUGGUCGGCGUUUUUGGGAGGAGCCGUCCCGUUCCUCUUUGAGGUCAUGCGGGUUCCUGAUGCGCGCAACGAGGACAACGUGUACGCGACGGAAAACGCAUGCGCAGCCAUUGCGAAAAUCCUUCAUUUCAAUGCUGCCGCCGUCGCCCAGCCUGACCAGAUCGUUGCGGAAUGGAUCAACACGCUCCCGAUCACCAACGAUGAGGAGGCGGCGCCGUACGCAUAUCUAUACCUGGCAGAACUCAUUACAAAGCAACACCCGGCGGUCAUGUCGCAGGCCCCGCGGAUAUUCGUCUUUGUUGCGCAAGCUCUCGAGGCAGAAGCCCUGAGCGGUCAGACUGCUGCGCGCGUCGUGGCAGCCACCAAGAUGCUCGUGGAAGGUACCAGCACGGACGUCUCGCCGUUGUUGCAGCAAUUCUCUCCGGAGGCACAGAACAUCGUCCGAGCGCACUUUUCGUAGGACCGCUGCGUCGGCGAAAGGUAUGUGCGCAGGCUUGAGCCUCGGUUGGUGGAUGUUAGGAUAUGGAAAGCCGCCCAGCAGAUGAAGUUGCAGGCAUACUUGGAGACGGUGGGCCACGG